AAAAAUCUCCCAAAGGGCAAACCGCACCGCACCGCACGUCCUCCUCCUCCUCCUCCCCCUCCCCCUCCCCUCACCACCGCCGCCGUCGUCUCCGAGUCGUCCGCCUCCUUUCCCCUUCCCCUUUGAGUCGCCGCGGCAGCUGCGCGGGUCUGUGCUCGCUCGCUCAGAUAUUUCUCCGCCUUUCGCCGGUCCCCUCCGGUUCCAGCCCCCCCUCCCUCCUGUCUCUCUGACCGCUCUCUGCUCCCCCGCUAUUCGCGCGGAGAUCGGUCGGAUUUCCCACCGCAAACCACGCCGAUUCCACUCCGCAGACCUCUUCCUCAGGGACGGGAUUGGAUUGGAUUGGAUUGGAAUUGGAUUGGUGGUGGAUCUUCUCCUCAGGGGACGCACAAGACCAUCGUCCUCGCCUAAACUUGGCCAUGCCCAUGCCAGCUCUCGCUCCUGCUCCCGCGCUGCUGCUCCACCUCCACCUCCACCUCCGCUGCUACUAGACCACCCCCCCCCCCCACCCCUCACCCCCACGGAGGAGCGCCAUGAGGCGGGGAGGCGCCAAGGACGACGCCGCGCCCGACAAGGUCAUGGGCCCUCUCUUCCCCCGCCUCCACGUCAACGACACCCUCAAGGGCGGACCCCGCGCGCCACCCAGGAACAAGAUGGCGCUCUACGAGCAGUUCAGCGUCCCAUCCCACCGCUACAGCGCCGCCGCUGCCGCACCGCCCCCGCCCUCCGCGCCCGCUCCUUCCCCGGCGCCCCCAUGGCGCGCACAACGACCCGUCCCGGCCACGUCCGCCAGCCAGGUUGGCGGCAGCGAUAGACCUCUCUUCCCAUCAUUUUGUGUGCCUUCAACUGAACCUGUUCGUUCAUCAGAUCAGAUGAAUGCCAACUCCAAUGGGCGGGCUGCCAAUGGUACGAGAGCUGAAUCUGGGAGGCAGUCCACACAUCUUAAGAGCAAGGAUACCAAUGCUGCUGGACCAACCGCAGAGUGUAGUUCAAGGCAGAGAGAGAACGGCAAUAAGAAUUCUUCAGGGAAGAAAUUGGCUAAUGAUGAUGAUUUUACAGUUCCCUCCGUCUUAUAUUCUGGAGUGCCUCCGCAUUCCAGCCAAGAAAAGCUCACUCUGUUCCCUACCACAAGUCCAUGUAAGAGUGUGCCUGCAAAAUAUUCUAGCAAUGGCAAGAGACACUUGGAAGGAAUAGAUGUUUCUGAUGUGAAAUCAAAGGGGCGCUCAGGUAUUAAGGAUACAGAGCCAGUACAAGUGAGGAUAGACUUGGAAGAUGAAGAGACAACUCCAUCGUUUCAAAUAUUGAAAGACAAGACGGGGAGACCAGACCCAAAAGUGUCUCCAUUCAUGGACAGGCUGAAAAAAUAUAAUGUUGCUGAUAAGCAAUAUUCUGAAGCUGAGAGUUAUCAGAUGAGGACCAGGAAUGAGGAUGCUGUUAAGACCCAGAACCCUCCAAAAAAUGGAUCAGUGCUCUUGUCUAAGCCAUAUGAUGAUAGGGAACAGAAUGGUGAUUCUGAUAUAUUGAAACAUGGCUUAAGAGAUACAGGUGAGAAGAGGAAAAGAUCACAUCAUGGUGUGGAACAAAAUGAUGAUUUGUCUGAUUCCUCAGUGGAGUUUCUAGCUGGAAUGGAGAUUUCUCCAGAUGAUGUUGUCGGUGCUAUUGGUCCUAAGCAUUUUUGGAAAGCCAGAAGAGCUAUUGUCAAUCAGCAGAGGGUUUUUGCUGUUCAAGUAUUCGAGCUGCAUAGGUUGAUCAAAGUGCAGAAGCUGAUUGCUGCAUCUCCACAUCUACUUAUUGAGGGGGAUCCUUGCCUUGGCAAAUCCUUGGCAGCAAGUAAGAAAAAGCUGGCUGGAGAUGUGGAAAAACAGCUUCAAUCGGCUAAAAACAAUGAUGAGGUGCAACCAACACAGCAGCAGCAGCUAGAGCACUCAAAAGAGAACACUGAAGCGAACCAGCCUUCACCAUCUCAAGAUGAUGCAGCUGGAGUCCAACAUAACAAUCAAGCUGCAAUAAAUGGUGCUGUUAGCAGUAAUCCUCCCUCGAUGCCUACCCCUUCUGACAACAAACAGAACAGCUGGUGCAUUCCUCCACCUCCGAGUCAGUGGUUGGUACCUGUUAUGUCCCCGUCUGAAGGACUUGUCUACAAACCUUAUAGUGGGCACUGCCCUCCGGCGGGGAGUUUCAUGGCGCCCCCGUUUUUUGCCAGCUGUGGUCCUGUAAGCCUCCCAUCCACAGCUGGGGAUUUCAUGAAUUCGGCAUAUGGCGUUGCUAUGCCUCAUCAGCCACAGCACAUGGGUGUUCCUGGUCCUCCACCCAUGCCACCGAUGUACUUCCCACCGUUUAGCAUGCCGGUGAUGAACCCUGCAGUGUCAGCCUCUGCAGUUGAGCAAGUGAGCCAUGUUGCAGCGUCACAGCGUAAUGGGCACAUAGAGCAGCAUACACGGAACUCGUGUAACGCGUCUCACUUGAGGAGUGAAGCGGUAUCAGCUGGCGUUUGGAGAGUCCAUGCAUCAAGGGACAGCGAGCUGCAAGGCAGUAGCGCUAGCAGUCCGUUUGACAGGCAGCAAGGUGAAGGGAGGGGUCCUGCGCCACCCUUUCCAGCAUCUUCAGUUGGAAACAGGCAAGCUCAAGCUCAAGCUCAAGCCUCCUCUGGGAGCAGGGAGAAUCCGAGCAGAGUCAUUAGGGUUGUUCCCCACACUGCGCGCACUGCUUCGGAGUCAGCAGCGCGGAUUUUCCAGUCAAUACAGAUGGAGAGGAAACAAAACGACCCCUGACUCGCAACCGCAUGCUGUAUGUUCUUGACCCGUAGAGUUACUAUACUUGUUUAGCUGAGAGCAGCUGAGAGCCUAGACAACUAGUACUUAGCUACUGUAUUAUUUUUGACCGAUAAUAGCUGUUAUAUAUGAUUGCCGUAAAUUGGCUGACCUGCUGUUUUGUUCAGUGUAAAUAUGUGGUGAUUCAGGUGUCUGUCAGAAUGAUGGCCUUGUAAUACAUCUGUAGCUAUGUUGGUCAUGGUGCUGUAUACAGGAACUGGAAUUUGUAACCUUGAAGGAAUUUUCUACUUCUGUGUUAAGGAAAAACUGGGGUUUGUCUUGACCUGCAAAGGUUGUGUUGCAGGUAUGCUAAGAAAUUCAAACCUGUGUGUUAAUUUAUAUA
Messenger RNA from Sorghum bicolor (sorghum), 3150 nucleotides. RefSeq names its product ELF3-like protein 2. Bases 531 to 2768 code for a protein of 745 amino acids. Gene Ontology annotation, biological process: regulation of photoperiodism, flowering. Lineage: Eukaryota; Viridiplantae; Streptophyta; Magnoliopsida; Poales; Poaceae. The record is from RefSeq and is a predicted model, not a curated record. The transcript has 4 exons.